This is a messenger RNA of Acipenser ruthenus (sterlet), 5908 nucleotides long. RefSeq names its product serine/threonine-protein kinase PLK4-like. Gene Ontology annotation, molecular function: protein kinase activity; ATP binding; protein binding. The record is from RefSeq and is a predicted model, not a curated record. Gene Ontology annotation, biological process: protein phosphorylation. The transcript has 16 exons. The coding region runs from base 1110 to 3977 and encodes 955 amino acids. Lineage: Eukaryota; Metazoa; Chordata; Actinopteri; Acipenseriformes; Acipenseridae.
GCAGUUUAGUUUUAGCUGACGGGAUACGAGUUUCUUCCCCCCUUAAAAACCAGCUUCCCGCAACAUUAAUAAAAUCAUUCUGUACAAGUCGGGCUCGCUAGUGCUGCUAUACUUGCAUCGUCAGCCUGUUUGUUUUCUCAAUAUUUUUCAAGAUGUUGCUUUAGUUAUGUUUAUUUUACAGAAACGCCAGUGUAACUAUUUUUUAACAAAAGGCUAGUUUUACUUCCAGCGGGUAUGGUGCACAACACCUAUGGGGCGGACUAGUGUGUGUGUGUGGCAAUGUUUACUUAUUAUAAGAAUAAGAUCUCAGCGUAUUCUGGUCCAGGUUUAUUUUCUGUCCAGGCAACAAGUACGUAAUCAAUUUGUAUAACCUAACUGAGGCAACAAAUUAUACAUGAUGUGUCACUCAUAGGUUCUAACUUUUGACGACGUUUGUGUUGACUUUUCAACCACAGACUAAGCUAAAACAAUUACAAAAACCUGGUUGGAAGAAAACCCUGAACAGCCGGACUUCCCACAAUUUAUUUGAUUUGGACAGCACAACCAAAGGGAUACAUUGGAGGACACUUGUAUGUUGACAGCUAUACUUCUGUAUAAGCCACUGUAGUAAUAAUAGUGGCAUUACACAGAAUAAAACUACGUGGUUUUGGUGGCUGCGAAUCCGCUUGUGAAACUACACUCCAUAGUUUACGUUUUGCUUCGACGCCUUCCUUCCGACUCCUGUUUUGGACUUGAUAAAGUUUGUUUUUUUUAUUGAUUUUUAAAAAAAUAUAUUUUGUAUUGUAUAUAUUUUUGUAAUGUAGUUAUAUUUUUGUAAUUAAAUAUAUACAACUAGUUGAGUUUUUAAACUGUAAAAAAUAUUUAUUUAUUUUGUCUGAACCCUAUCCGCUGGUUUCCCGCAUGACGUCAUCGUCACGUAUCUGAGGUUGUAACGGGCGGAUUUUUUCAAAAUGGAGAAAGUGCAAAAAUGUUGGAGUGGAAGCACAACGCAAAAUAUACAUGCAGUUCCAGGGGAAAAAACACGACUCCUAAUGCAAUGUUACAUCUGAUCGAAACAUUUACAACAAGAGUACAUAUGUUUUUGUGGAUUAUUUACGAAAAACGACAAGAUGAGUGUGUCACUCGGCGAGAAAGUAGAGGAUUUCAAGGUUCUCACCCUUCUUGGGAAGGGAUCCUUUGCAUCCGUGUACAGAGCAAAAUCUGACAUCACUGGCUUGGAUGUUGCCAUCAAAAUGAUUGAUAAGAACGUCAUGCAUAAAGUAGGCAUGGUCCAGCGAGUCCGUAACGAAGUGGAGAUUCAUUGUCAGCUGAAGCACCCAUCCAUACUUGAGUUGUACAAUUAUUUUGAAGACAGUAACUAUGUCUACCUGGUUCUGGAGAUGUGCCCCAAUGGAGAGAUGAGCACAUAUUUGAAGAACAGGAAGGGACCUUUCUCAGAAGAUGAAGCACGGUACUUCAUGCACCAGAUUGUCAGAGGGAUGCUGUACCUGCACACCCACGGCAUACUGCACCGGGACCUCACGCUUUCCAACCUGCUGCUCUCCAGCAGCAUGAGCAUUAAAAUCGCAGACUUUGGGCUGGCCACCCAGUUACAACUGCCCAACGAGAAGCAUUUCACAAUGUGCGGGACUCCUAAUUACAUCUCCCCCGAGAUUGUCACCCGCAGUGCCCACGGGCUGGAGUCUGACGUCUGGUCUCUGGGGUGUAUGUUCUAUGCCUUUCUAGUGGGCAGGCCGCCCUUCGAUACUGACACGGUCAAACACACUCUUAAUAAAGUGGUGUUGGCCGAAUACGAGAUGCCAACACACGUGUCCCAGGAGGCCCAGGACCUUAUUUACCAGCUGCUUCGGAAAAACCCUCUAGAUCGUCUCAGCCUGUCCGCUGUGUUGGACCACCCUUUCAUGAUCAAGUGUUUGUCGGCCAGGAGCAAAGACUCUGGGAUGGUGGAAGCCUCUAUGGAUAGUGGGAUUGCAACCAUAUCCAUAGCUUCCACUGCCACCAUCGGGUCCUCUUCCACCAGCUCAAGUGGACGCUUGCACCAGAAGACUAGGCAUCUCAUUGGACAGCCCCUUCCAAACAGAAUCAACGUGGUGCCCCCCCACGCUUCCUUGGUGGACAGGAGCUUGGUUUACAACGAGCAGGUCGUGCAUCGAGACAGUGGUGACAGGGGAGGCCGCGGGAGGCUGCUUCAGAAAUCCGAAGAGGAUCGGCCCCACUCACGCUAUCUCAGAAGAGCCCACUCCUCCGAUCGGUCUGGGGCCUCCAACAGCCACAUGCAGGGGAAAGCAACCGUCACAAUGGAAAGGUGUCACUCAGUUGACGUGCUUCCCAAGCCAGGCAGACUGGGAACCUGUAGAAAACAAGAGACCUUCUCCAGCGGCCACAGUUACGGAGACAUACCACACAGCUUUAAAGAAAAUCCAUCAAGUAGCACUGGUUCUCUGGACAGAUGCAUGAUAUUGCCUGCUGUCAAACAGAAGGCCAAUUCAGAUUAUUUAUACCCCAGCAAUCCAACUAUUCCAGUACAACAGAGAAUGGAAACUGAAGCAGUACACCACUGGUUUGCAAAUGCUCAGCCCCAGCAAGGUCACUUUAAAAAGCCAGCGGAUGUCAGCACCAUUAGCAGUACGAGUGGAAGCUUCCAUAAUGGGCGACAGCCUCUUGGUAUGCAGAACGGAUUGCACAUGAAAAGGGGUGAAGCUGGACAGGGAGUCAGGGAACCUCAGGGAACCUCAAAUUUCUACCCCCCUCAUGCGGCAGAACAAGGCAGGCCAACGCCCAGAGAGAAGACAAACUCUGGGAAUGAAAAACCCUCCCUAAAGAACGUGGUCUGCCCUCUGAAUGCAAAGAGAUUGAAGCCUAUCAGGCAGAAGACUAAGAAUGCAGUGGUGAGCAUCCUUGAUACAGGCGAGGUUUGCAUGGAGCUGAUUAAAGGACAAGGCUCCCAGGAGCGAGUUCGGGAAGUUCUGAGGAUAUCUUGUGAUGGUUCAAUGGUUACUAUUUACCAUCCCAAUGAGGGAAGAGGAUUUCCACUGGAUGAUCAGCCACCAUCCCCACCCGAAGAUAUUUUUAUUUACAGCUUAGAGGACUUGCCAGAAAAGUAUGGAAAGAAAUACCAGUAUGCCACCAAGUUUGUGCAGUUGGUGAAAUCUAAAACCCCCAAAGUGACGCUCUACACAAAGGAUGCCAAGAGCAUGUUGAUGGAGAACUCCCCCAAUGCAGAUAUGGAAGUCUGUUUUUAUGAUGGUGCAAAAACACACAAGACCACAGAUUUUCUGCGGGUUAUUGAAAAAACAGGGAAGUCUUACACACUGAAAGGAGACGUAGGGCUCAGUGGCCUCAGUGAAGAAAGCAGAGCCUACGUGGAACUUUCAAACAAGGCUCACCGGAUGUGCCUUGCAUUGGAGGCUGCUAUCACACUAGAAGAGAAUAGAAGUAAAAAGAAUAUUUCCUUUUUUCCAAUUAUUGUUGGAAGGAGACCAGGUAACCUAGAUUCUCCAAACAGUCCCUCCUUACCUGCACAGGAAACAAAAAGCACAGGCAGAGAGCAUCUGUCAGCAGAUGGACUGGUGUUGGGGAGCAGCACGCCCCCUAGCCAGGCUCCCAAUAUGACUCCUUCUAGGAUUUCUUAUGAUGGAUCAGUUUUUACAUCUGUCAGCACUGUUGAAGGUAAAUCACCUCCAUCUGCAAAACAGGGUGUCACUCCAAAUGCAGGGCAGGUUCUGAAGUCUGUGUUUGUGCCAAAUAUCGGCUGGGCUUCUCAGCUGACCAGUGGAGAGGUGUGGGUGCAGUUUAAUAACGAUGGGUCCCAGUUGGUGGUGCAGGCAGGCGUCUCCGCGAUAAUCUAUACAUCACCUCAGGGUCAGACAACAAGGUAUGGAGAAAAUGAAAAGCUUCCUGAAUCUGUGAAAGAAAAGCUGAAGUGCUUAUCGUCCAUUCUUCUAUUGCUGGCACAUCCAGCAGCAACUCGGCACUGAUGCGAAGCUCUGGAUUUUGUACAGCAGUAUCUGAUCCUCUGUGUAUCAGACAUGCGGGAUUCUGUACAAACAUGAUUCUGUAAAACUCUACAAAUACUUUUGAAUGUACAUUUUGUACCUGUGCUUUUGUAAAUACAUUUCUAUUUGUAAAUUGUAUGUGGUGUUCAAAUAAUGUAUAUGAAAGAUACCUAUUUUUUUGCAUUUAACUUGUUUUAUAUUUUACCAUCCCUUGAGAGGUGAAACAUUGUAAUUAUAAAGAGUAUAAGCAGUGCUAAACAUUUUUUAUACAUCUAGUUUUACUUUGGCACUCUUACAAACAUCUAGCUCUGAUGAAAUAUGAAAGCGGUUUAUUAAAAAGAGCUAGAGUAAUAAACGAUGUCUGAUGUAUUGGUACUUUUAUUGGUCAUGCUUUAUGAAUGUUUUUUUUUUUUUAUUUAUUUAUUUUACUUCCCCAAAAUUAUAACAAUUUCCUUUACCAGAUAAGAUGCACUAAAUGUUGAAGAAACACAAUGUAUUAAUUACAUUUUUUAAUUACAGGUUCAGGGCUCUAUGUAUCAUUGAUUUUUCGUAGGUUUUUGUGACUUCGUAGACUUACCCGCAAUGUAUUUCACUCCCGUAAACUUAGUUUCUUCCCUGCUACGGUAGUUUCAUUAUGACUGUUCGUUUCAAAGUGCUUUCGUAUGUAAGUGUACGAAUCUCAUUAUAAUAUCUAAGUUUCGCGCUUACCCUUGAUGUAUAAUCAUUUUUCUGCUGAUUUACGACUUCGGUUUGUGCUUGUUAUUUUACGCAUGCCUCUCACUGGUGUAGAUUCAACUAUCUGUUCGUAUGUGAAACUUCCUGUACGUUUGCGAGCAUUUAGUUACUUUAAAACAAAAUAGAAAUACUCAAAAAAUGUAUUUAUUAAUAGUCUAUAUUAAAUAGCAAUGGCAAUAAAUACAUUUUGUUUUGGUUUAUUUUAUAUUCGAAUGUGCUUUAUUUAAAACUUACAUAAAGCAUACAACUAUUCCAAUGUAUUACUUGGUGGUAAAAUGCUAGACUGAUACGCUGCUCCUUAUAAUUGCUUUUAGUAGGUAAAAUAUCAAACAGAAACAACGAGAUGCUUCACAUAAUCAAAACGAAUACACAACACCACUCGGAAGUAAACAUUUUACGCAAAAACAGCCUUCAUUUUUUGUCCCGUCAGAAACAGUAAAAUUGUGAAAUCAUCUCGUUUUUAAGUACAAAACUGCAUCGGUGUGCUCAGCAAGAUAAUAGCAGAGUAAUUUAUCAGGUUGUGUUAUCAAAAAUAAAAUAAACAAUCUUAUGGAUUAUUUUGUUUCAUCAAUCUGAUUUAUGUGUUUAUCACGUUUAAAAGGUAAUAGCUGAUCUAUUUUUUUAAAUCUGGCUUUUUGUACAUUUACAUGUUAUGAGAUGACAAUAUAGAUUAAAUGCGUUGUUGUUAUCAUCUGCAGGAGGCCUACACACACCCGAUGUUUAAUUUACGUUACUGUAUUAUUAUAUGCUGCUAUUUUAACGGCUUCAGUGAAUUGAGGAAAAUAAAAGUGUUUCACUCUGCAAACAUAGUAACCCUAAAUCACGUUGACAGUGCAAGAAACUAAAGCUCGAUACCAAGGCCAGGCCGCACUGGCUCUGAAAAUGAAGGUUGGUGGACCCCUCGCGACUGCCCAAACACACACUUAGAAAAAUACACCUCCACACACACGCUUGAAUACUGUUGCUGUCAUAUGCUUAACUCUAUAACUGGCACUGGACGAGCUAUUCCGCCCAAGUGUUGUGUUUAGUCUGUAUGUGUCAAUCUGCGCACUCUCUUUACCGCUGUUACUCUCCUAUAAAAAAUAACGGAGUCCUUUCAAAACGACACUACCCAAAUGCCCAGCGAAGACGCUUGUAUGAAACGUUUUUAUAUCUUUUUUGGCCAUUGGAUAACGAGA